AUGAAGCGCAUGCAAGGACUACUACACAAGACGACUUUUGGCAUAGCUCAAGAGAAAAGAACAUCGAAUACUCCUGGGCCUAUCGCUGGUCAGAAACGUCAACUCCCCAACAGCGAUGGCUCAGAUAAGCCCCGGUUAUCCUGUAAUUCUGAUCCGCAAGCCACUGUUCACUUUCAGAGAGCAAUUGUCCUCCCUCACGGCCAGUGUCGUCUGACAGCCAGUGUGAUAUCCAAUGUGGAAAGAAUCCCUUCGGAAACUACGGAAUAUACGCAGAGGAGACUUAUUUCAGCAACUCCGCUGUCCUCACAGGACCCUGAGCUCAGCCUUGAUCAUGCAAUAUAUGACUUGCCACGUCAAAUUUCCUUGAAUUUUGCUUCUGCGGGCAUUAAACAUAUAUAUCCCUGGCAGAAGAAUUGCUUAAAGGGUCCAGGACUCCUUUCCGGGGAGAGAAACCUCGUAUAUUGUGCUCCAACUGGUGGUGGUAAAUCUCUGGUUGCAGAUUUGCUUAUGCUCAAACGCAUCAUCGAGGCGCCCGGCACCAAAGCACUCCUUAUUUUGCCCUAUGUUGCCCUUGUUCAAGAAAAGGUAGCUUGGCUUCGAAGGAUUGUGCGGAACGUGAGAAUCCUAGAAAGUCCCUCGGCGGAAGAUGAAUCCGAUCAGCCGUGGCGCCAACGUGUAGACUACGGGACUAUCCGGGUAGUUGGCUUUAUAGGCGGCGGUAAAAUAAGGGCCACCUGGGAUGAUUUCGAGAUUGGAGUUUGCACUUUGGAAAAGGCAAACGCUCUUGUGAACACGGCGAUUGAUGAUUGUUCCAUCAGCAGGCUACGUGCUGUAGUCUUAGAUGAGCUUCACAUGAUAGACGACGACCAACGGGGCUACAUAUUCGAACUCAUUGCUACCAAGUUACUUAGCCUUGGACAGCAACUUCAAAUCAUAGGCAUGAGCGCAACACUUCCGAACCUCAGUUUGCUGUCGACUUGGCUCAAGGCACAUGCCUAUGAGACGCGAUACAGGCCCGUUCCGAUACAAGAACAUCUUGUUUACGACGGCAAGAUCUUUCUGGCCGGCCCCAACGAUGGUUUAGGGGAGACCUCUUCCCAACUGAGCAGUCAGGACGUCGCAAGCGGGAAGAGUUCGCCGAUUCGACGCAUCAAUCUCUCUCUACACAAGGAAUUCGCCGAUCCGGUUCUUAACUCUGUUGUUUCAUUGUCCUAUGAGACUGCUUGCAUGGGAUAUGGCGUCUUGGUUUUUGCUGGUAGCCGAGGCAUUUGCGAAUCUGAUGCUCUUUGGAUAAGUCGCGUCAUGCCGCAGCCACACGAGCUGCCUCAGGAAAUCCUCGACAAACGAAUGAGUCUGUUGGCCGAUUUGCGAAGUCUAAGUAUAGAAGUGGAUCCGGUCUUGGAGGAGACGGUAUUGUACGGGGUUGCUUUCCAUCGUGAGUUGACAGGGUGUGCUGGCUUGACUAGCGAAGAACGGGAUCUCGUCGCAGCUGCGUACGAUUCGGGGACCAUUUUGGUUUGCAUAGCAACGUGCAGUCUGGCUGCCGGUAUCAACUUGCCCGCUCGCAGAGUGAUACUGCAUAAUGCAAGGAUGGGAAGAGAGUACAUUGGCCCUGCAAUGCUAAGACAGAUGCGAGGGAGAGCUGGAAGGCAAGGAAAGACACCAAUUGGGGAGACGUAUCUUUGCUGCAAGCAUGCCGAUCUCGACCAUGUCAUGCAAUUGAUGCAUGCGGAAAUUCCCAAGGUUUCGAGUUGCUUGAACACAAAAAACCGACGUAUACAACGGGCAAUAUUGGAGAUUAUAUGUAUCCGCCUCGCUACAAGUCACGAGUCUAUUGUAGAGUACUUUUCCAGUUCCCUGCUACACAGCUCAGAGCCAUCACCAGAGUUCCUACAUGAGAGCGUCAAAUCCAGUCUUGAUGAGCUUCAAGACAUGGGGCUGAUCAGCAGCGACGCCCUUCCAAACUUUAGCCCAACUCGCCUGGGAAAGGCCAUAGUGGCAUCAUCGAUAGAUCCCGACGAUGGUGUCUUCAUUCACGGCGAGCUGAGCAAAGCCCUUCGGGCCUUUGUAAUGGACGGCGAGAUGCACAUCCUGUACGUCUUGACGCCAGUUCAAGAUUUCAGCGCCGCAGUUAACUGGCAAGUAUUUCGCAACGAAAUGGAGGCCCUUGACGAAAGUGGCCUCAGAGUCCUGGACUUUCUGGGAAUAAGGCCCACACACGUUCUUCGACUCGCUCAAGGUGCAACGCUGAAGGACACGACACCGGAAGAGAAGAAGACGGCCCGAGUCUACCGUAGAUUCUAUCUAGCCAUGCAAUUGCGGGACCUAUGUAACGAGGUACCCAUACAUGUCGUGGCACGCAAGUACGACAUGCCACGAGGUUCCGUGCAAAACCUGUCACAGACUUGCCAGGGAUUCGCUGCCGGCAUGGUGAAGUUUUGCGAACACAUGGGUUGGGGAGUCAUGGCCGCUGCGCUUGAUCAUUUUUCGGAUCGCUUGACAGCCGGUGCAAGAAGUGAACUCCUAGCCCUUGCCAGGUUGCCCUUUAUCAAGAGUCGUACAGCGCGGAUGUUUUACGACAACGGAUAUCGCAGCAUUGCCUCCAUUGCAAACACCAACCCGAAGGACUUGGUGCCCAUAUUGAUGCAGGCGCAACCCAACAAGGUACGGGUAAAAGGACAAAGCGACGCACUACUGGGAGAAAAGAUGGUUGCAAAGGCCAACAUAAUAUGUCAGGCGGCGAAUAGGCUGUGGAGUGUGCAGAUGCAGGCCGAGAUGGAAGAGGAGUAA
Molecule: messenger RNA, 2790 nt
Organism: Ustilaginoidea virens
Lineage: Eukaryota; Fungi; Ascomycota; Sordariomycetes; Hypocreales; Clavicipitaceae
Exons: 12
Coding region: 1-2790 (929 amino acids)
Molecular function (GO): ATP binding; nucleic acid binding
Source: RefSeq, a predicted model, not a curated record